UUCAUUCAUAUAAUAGUUUUUACGGGUUCGUGAUUCGGUUAUUUUAACGACUCUAUAAAUAGUCGGGGUGGAUGUCCCGUGAUGCAGCGCGGCCAGCCCGUCCGGACCGGGUCCAGACCGACGGCAGUGAUGGCGGCGGCUCGGAUCCUCCUCACGUAAACACCGCCUACCGUAGACGCUCCGGGGCCGAGAUCAGCUCCGAGCCGAGCUUUCUGCGGGGAAACUCGACUUGUUAGCGGCACUAGAGCCAUGGAGGAGCAGCCCGGCGGAGCGGGAGCAGCCGUGUCCCCGCGGCCGCAGCACGGCGCCAUGCUGCCGCAGCCCGGGGAGCACGACGGCCCGCGGCCGCAGCAGCACUACACCGUCCCCGGGAUCCUGCACUACAUCCAGCACGAGUGGGCCCGCUUCGAGAUGGAGCGGGCUCACUGGGAGGUGGAGCGGGCCGAGCUGCAGGCUCGGAUAGCGUUCCUGCAGGGGGAGAGGAAAGGUCAGGAGAACCUGAAGAACGACCUGGUUAGAAGAAUUAAAAUGUUAGAAUACGCUUUAAAGCAGGAAAGAGCAAAAUAUCACAAGUUAAAAUAUGGAACAGAAUUAAACCAAGGAGAGAUGAAGAUGCCAAGCUUUGAAUCAGACACCAAAGAGUCGGAGGUCUCUGCUGUUCCUGCCAACAGUCAGCUCACGUGGAAACAAGGACGGCAGCUACUGAGGCAGUACCUGCAGGAGGUUGGGUACACAGACACCAUCCUGGAUGUCCGGACUCAGAGGGUCCGCUCGUUACUCGGCCUGUCGGGUUCGGAGCAGAACGGAGCCAUGGAGAACAAAAACCUGCAGCACCUCAUCAACGGGACAGAGCGCUGCAAAGACAGCAAAAGGAUUCCGAGUGACGAUCUGGAGACGUUCAACUUCCUGGAGAACGCCGAGGACAGCGACGAGGAUGAGGAGGGAGACCUGAUGGAUGACAUCAGCACAGACAAACACCACCGGGGCAAAAAACACAAGACCAAGGUUGGGAACGAGGGCUUAGCUUCGGAGGAUGAUGCUGACACAGAGGAAGCCCUGAAGGAGUUUGACUUCCUGGUGACGGCGGAGGACGGAGAAGGGGCGGGUGAAGCUCGGAGCUCUGGAGACGGGACAGAGUGGGUGGAGCCGCUGCCGUUUCCUGCCGGUGGGGGGAAGACCUUCCUACUGGGAGGUUCAGACGACGUGCUGGAAAGUGUGCUGGGUCUGGGCGACCUCGCCGACCUCACCGUCACCAACGACGAGACGGACUUCGGCUACGAUAUGUCGACCAGUAAGGACUCUUCGUUCAGGAAGACGUGGAACCCCAAGUACACGCUGCGGAGCCACUUUGACGGCGUGCGAGCACUGGCCUUCCACCCCGUCGAGCCCUGUCUGGUCACCGUGUCUGAAGACCACACGCUCAAACUGUGGAACCUCACCAAGACCGUCCCUGCCAAAAAAAGUGCCUCUUUUGAUGUGGAGCCCAUCUACACAUUCAGGGGUCACGUCGGUCCAGUGUUGUCGUUGGCGAUGACUGCGAGCGGUGAACAGUGUUUCAGCGGCGGCAUCGACUCCACCAUCCAGUGGUGGAACAUCCCCAGCUCCAACGUGGACCCCUACGACACCUACGAUUCCAGCGUCCAGGCGGGGUCGUGGGCGGGGCAUACAGACGCCGUGUGGGGAUUGGCCUACAGCGGCAUCAAGAACCGCCUCCUGUCCUGCUCGGCUGAUGGGACGGUGAAGCUGUGGAACCCGGUGGAGAAGGAGCCCUGCAUCAGCACUUUCAACGCCAACGCGGAGCACGGUGUCCCCACAUCGGUGGACUUCAACGGCUGCGACCCCGCCCACAUGGUGGUGUCCUUCAACAGCGGAGACGUGGUGGUUUACGACCUGGAGACCUCCCAGAUCGCACUGGUGCUGAAAGGGCAAGGAGACAAUGCUGCCCCGUGUUGGAAUCAUAUCAACAAAGUGGUGAGUCAUCCCACGCUGCCCAUCACCAUCACCGCUCACGAAGAUCGACACAUCAAAUUCUUCGAUAACAAGUCAGGUAAAGUGAUCCAUGCCAUGGUGGCUCACCUGGACGCAGUGACCAGUCUGGCUGUGGACCCUAACGGGAUCUACCUGAUCUCCGGCAGUCACGACUGCUCUCUCCGUCUGUGGAACCUCGACAGCAAAACGUGCGUCCAGGAGAUCACGGCUCACCGCAAGAAGAGCGAGGAGGCCAUCUACGACGUGACCUUCCACCCCUCCAAGGCCUACAUCGCCUCCGCCGGAGCCGACGCCCUCGCCAGGGUCUACGUGUAGAUGAGGAGAGGACGAAGACGACCGCAGGGCGAGAGGCGGGGACGAACGGGCUCGUCUGGGCCACCACAGCCACACUUCAGGUCUACUCAGGUUCCUGAUCAGAGUUUAUAUGAAUACUAAGACUGAAACAAACGCGCACUCAGAUGGAUAAACGGCAAGUCGUCUUGCUGCUGACUGAAGACGAACGACGCGGAGGCAUUCUUUAAACCUGCAGACACACAAAGAGCAGCUCACCCGCACCGCAUGUUGCUCUGUGGCGUCAUCUCCCCCAGAGUCCUGACCUCAGCUCUGACCGCGCCCCACCGCCUCCUCGUAGUCGCAGUAGCGCCAUCCUCUUAUCCACACACGAGAAACGGCAUUUGAAAGGGAAAAAUCCCCAGAAACCACAUCCACAGUCACGACUUUGGUGACUCCCUCUUCUCUGUUCUUGGCAGUGACGUCACAUCCUCUUUCCCGUCGGUGUUCAGCACCCGUAGCCAUGAGACUGUGCUGUAGGGUCAGCAUGUGCUGUUUACACUACGUUUUUACUGCCACUGGAGAUUCUAGCGUGUAUUGGGGAUCAUUUCCACUCGUGUACGGCAGUGAAUGGAGCCACAGGAUGAGCAUCAGUAGCAAUGGCUGGAGCUGGCUGGCACAGAUAAAUAUAUCCCUAGAAAGAAGUAACACGUGCAUUUAUGUCAUAGGAAAACGAGAAUGAAAGAGAUGACUGUUUGAACAAGUGUCGGCGUCUCGGCUGUAGAGUCCAGAUGAUGUGAAUCUCCCAGGCUUUGAACCACGAUGCAGAGUGAACGGUUUAGAUAUUUACGAGCUGUUUUAUGUUCCACUUUAGGGAUGCAGUCAGUUUUUUGGGCACUUCACGGACUCUUAGCGUCGGCUGUAAAACGACUCUGAAAACGCUCUUUUAGAUGCCAACAGCAUCACGAUGUUCCAGCUGCUCUGCAGGAACGUUCCAGCGGUUCUGGAGACCCUC
Cololabis saira (Pacific saury) is the source of this 3274-nucleotide messenger RNA. RefSeq names its product striatin, calmodulin binding protein 3 (gene strn3). The transcript has 16 exons. The record is from RefSeq and is a predicted model, not a curated record. Gene Ontology annotation, molecular function: protein-containing complex binding; armadillo repeat domain binding; protein phosphatase 2A binding. Lineage: Eukaryota; Metazoa; Chordata; Actinopteri; Beloniformes; Belonidae. Bases 250 to 2304 code for a protein of 684 amino acids. Gene Ontology annotation, cellular component: dendrite.